Molecule: messenger RNA, 1657 nt
Organism: Neodiprion fabricii
Lineage: Eukaryota; Metazoa; Arthropoda; Insecta; Hymenoptera; Diprionidae
Product: retinol dehydrogenase 12-like
Exons: 6
Coding region: 24-1076 (350 amino acids)
Source: RefSeq, a predicted model, not a curated record
CUUCGGACAGAGGGUGAACCAAAAUGUGGCCGUUCAGUAGCUCCUGUCGAAGCAAGGCGCGGUUGACUGGAAAAACUGUUAUAAUAACAGGGGCUAACACAGGCAUUGGAAAAGAAACGGCGAGGGAUCUUUACUGGCGAGGUGCUAAAGUCAUCUUGGCCUGCAGAAACGUUGACAAGGCCAACGCCGCUGUGGAGGAACUUAAAGCCGUCCCACCUUCCGAUCCAAAACGAGAACAAUUCAUUGGCGGGCCCGGUGAACUCGUUGUCUGCAAAUUGGAUCUGACUAGUUUGGCCAGUGUCAGAGAGUUCGCGAGACGCGUAUACGAGACGGAGUUGGUCGUCGACGUCCUCAUCAACAACGCUGGGGUUAUGAUGUGCCCGAAAGGGGUCACGGAGGAUGGCUUUGAGAUACAAUUCGGCACCAAUCACCUCGGCCACUUCCUAUUGACGCUGUUACUCCUGCCAUUGAUGGUUCCCGAUCGGAAAGACUCUGAUAACCGUUCUAGGAUAAUCAACGUUUCGUCCGCGGCUCAUGCGCGAGGUCAACUCGACUUCGAAGAUCUAAUGUCGGAGAAGUCUUACGCCCCCUUCAAAGCCUACUGCCAAAGCAAGUUGGCCAAUGUGUUGUUCACGCGAGAAUUGACUCGUCGAUUGAGAGAGACGGACAUCACCGGUGUCAAUGUCUACGCUCUCCAUCCAGGAGUCAUCGACUCUGAAUUAGCCCGCCAUUUUCAGCAAACCAUCUCCCGAGGUUUGAGAUUAGUUUUCGGAUUCUUCCGGACGUUCAUUAAAUCUGUUGAACAGGGUGCGCAGACGACCAUUCAUUGCGCCGUUGACGAAGCUGCAGCCGAGCAGACGGGACUUUAUUACUCAGAGUGUGCGGUACACCAGCCUUCACCCGGCGCAUUGGACUAUGAAAAGGCCGCCAUACUUUGGAAAGAAAGUGUAAAGUUCGUUGGACUUCCUAGCGAGAAUCUGGUGGAAAUAAUGGAGCAUGUUACCAAGGAAUUUCGUUCUCCCGGUACCGUCGAUGAAACCGAUAAACUCUCACAGGAACCUUGCACUUCGGAAUGAACAACUUGCAUCACGUUAGAUUAGUUUUGUACCGAUCAUUUUUAUUAUAAUAUCACCUUUGCAUAAUAUCCACCAAUAAAAUAUUUUCUUAUUUCCUGUAAUUGAUUUUGAUACUUCAGUUCCGUUUCCAAUCAUCUAUGUUAAUAUAGCCCUCGAAGAUUUUUAGACGGUCCCACUAUAAUCGUUUACGGUAUUUAUAGUCGAAGAACGUGACAAAAUUUUGUAAUUCCGUUGUGUAACGUGGAGUAACGAUAAUGAAGUAGAAAGUUAGCCAUGGCUGAUAUCAGAUUGUCCCAAAGUUUAGACACUGUGCGUAGAUAAUAAGUCAAGUAAAUCGACGUCGAUAUUACACCGGAAAAACACAGUAAAUGUAAUCUUACUUUAAUUUUAGUCUUGGUGUUGUCGAUCAGAUCUUCACUUUGCAGUCGCGCACUCAUUGUGUUUUUGAAGAAGUUUUGAUCGUUUUCGAAUUUUGCUGAGGUCAGCUUUGACGAACAACUCUAACCGAUCAGCAUAAACGAUUAAUUGUGACGUUGCAAAGCCAAUUCUAAGUAAGCCAAGAAUAAAUGAUAAGUACGACU